AUGGAAAUUUUGUUCCAUGUGAAAAAAGAGAAUGAUGGUCCUAAAGAAAUGGUUCAGAGACACGUCAUCAAAGAAAAAGAUUUUCAUGCUAAAUCUAUUAGAGUAAUGCUUGCAGUACUAGGGUCAGAUGCCGUGCUUAAAAGAGUUGAUCCUACAAACACAGUUUUAGUGGCUUACUUGCAAACAAUUGAUACCACUGUUGUAACUGGAAUUCUUUUGGAAAGAGAAGAAGAAACGAAGACCAAACAUUCGAAGAAGACUACUGUUGAUUCUUCUAAGAAACCAGUCAAGGAGACUAAAUCUACACAACUUCCAAAGCAAUUACCUGUUACAGAAGUAGCGCCACCAAAACCCGAAGUUUCAGUUAAUGAUACACCACUAACUCAAAAAGAACUCAUUCCUUUGAAGACUGGAUUUUUUCACAUAAUCAAAAUAAAAUCCAAACACAAGAUCCGAUCUCCACUUACGAACGUUGUUCGAAAGCCACAGGUUACUCAUCAGGGAGUCCUGUUUCGUGAGAUCCCAACGCAUGUUUCUCCAUCUUCAAAGAAACGAAGGGCAGCUAAUAUAGCAAAAUAUACUUCUAAGAAGAAGAAGAAGAAAAGAAAAAUCAUUAUCUCCUCUGAGUCUACUGCUGAUAAAGAUGAAACAAUUCCAAAAACUCCAGAAGCCGAUCUUCAUAAACAGUCUUCUACUUUUGUACAAACCGAUGUUAUAUCACCCGAAGAUUUGGUUGCCAAGUAA
This is a messenger RNA of Lactuca saligna, 744 nucleotides long. NCBI's taxonomy places the organism in Eukaryota, Viridiplantae, Streptophyta, Magnoliopsida, Asterales, Asteraceae. The record is from the annotation of a GenBank genome assembly.